Messenger RNA from Nerophis lumbriciformis (worm pipefish), 765 nucleotides. The record is from RefSeq and is a predicted model, not a curated record. Lineage: Eukaryota; Metazoa; Chordata; Actinopteri; Syngnathiformes; Syngnathidae.
AUGAACAGAAAACGACCUCUGAUUUGUGACAUUUUCAAAGUACAGAAAAGAAGACCAGGUGCUGAGAAGUUUGGUGUCAAGAGUGAUGAAGGUGGUUUGACUGACGUCCGAGCCAGCCUGGAGUACCUCAUGACACUAUUUCCCAGAAAGCUCUUCAAUGACAAAUUACCUCAAAUUGUACUGAAGCACCAACUGUAUAGCAUUCAUCAUGACAAGACUCUAGUGGACAAGGAAGUGAAUAAACUGCGCGACAAUGGGGAGCUGCUCAUGUUCCAACUCGGUUUUGACGCCGAGGCGUUUGGCCUUGUUUUCACGCCUGACUACAAGGCCAAAGUUUUGUCCGGAGAGGAGGGAAGAGACACCCGAGGGACUGUGGACAAGUUCUUGGAGAAAGUUUUGUCGCCUUGCACCGAUCUGAGCUUCAGCAAAGACCAGAUGAUCAGGGACUUCCUCUUUACGGACUCAGAAAUCACGUAUCUGGUGAAGGCCGGGGUCUUGACGGUCAGGGACGCCGGCAGCUGGUGGCUCUCUAUUCCCAACUCUGGCAGAUUCACGAAGUACUUUAUACAAGGUCGUAAAGGCGUGCUGAGCAUGGUGAAGAAGUCGCGCUAUGGCGAAGCGUUACAGGCUGAGCUGGAAGGACGGCGGACCACCUCGCAAGUAAAAUUCCACAUCAAGUACCACAUUCACGAUCUGGUCGGUGCCGAGCUGGUGGAAAGCAUACCAACAACCUCUGGGACUUUGUUGCGAUAUGUUGACUCCUGA